Rosa rugosa (rugosa rose) is the source of this 1710-nucleotide messenger RNA. RefSeq lists its product as uncharacterized. NCBI's taxonomy places the organism in Eukaryota, Viridiplantae, Streptophyta, Magnoliopsida, Rosales, Rosaceae. The record is from RefSeq and is a predicted model, not a curated record. The coding region runs from base 75 to 1439 and encodes 454 amino acids. The transcript has 10 exons.
UAAAUUAGCUCACCCUCAAAUAUUCUCCUCCUAAAUUAGCUCGCCAAAUUAAAAUUUCAAAACAAACCAAAACGAUGUCGUUUCUCGUUCCCGGUUCCGAUCUCCGUUCCCUCGCCACCGCUUUCGGUACUGACCGUUACUACUUCAGCCCAGUCAGGUGCCCCGAACCGCUUCGCGUCUCCGCCCGCCGCAGCCCCGCUAACGGCGUAGCCUUGGGUUUGGAAAAGAGAAACGACCCGCGGUGGUCGGUUUGUACCGCCGACGAGCUUCACUUCGUCUCCGUUCCCGAUUCCGACUGGAACCUCGCUCUCUGGCGCUACCUUCCCUCUCCUCAGAGCGAGCCGAGGAAUCAUCCGCUGUUACUGUUGUCGGGGGUCGCCACAAAUGCUAUUGGAUUCGAUCUCUCUCCUGAGUUCUCCUUUGCGCGCUCCAUGUCGGCGCAAGGAUAUGAUACCUGGAUUCUUGAAGUCAGAGGUGCUGGGUUGAGCACACAUGGAACCGACUCAGGGGAAGUAAAUGGUUUGUUAGAAGCAGGAAAAAACCGUGCUACACAGAUUAGGGGUUUAAGUCAAACACCAUUGAACAUCAUGGAAGUAGGUCAACGAGCGGUUACAAGUUUUGCAGACUUCCAAGAGCGUUUUUCAACUACAUUGGAAGAUUUCCAGAAGCAACUUGAUCUUGUCGCAAAGCUUGAUUGGGACUUUGAUCACUACUUGGAAGAGGAUGUGCCUGUUGCGAUGGAGUAUAUAAGAACUCAAUGCAAACCAGAGGAUGGCAAGCUUCUCGCGAUUGGUCACUCGAUGGGGGGUAUCUUGCUAUAUGCAAUGCUCUCACGAUGCUCUUCUCAAGGACAAGAUUCUGGAUUCGCAUCAGUUGUUACUUUGGGGUCAUCACUUGACUACAGGCCUUCAAAAUCAUCACUGAAAUUGUUUUUACCUCUGGCAAACCCUGCUCAGGUGGUAAAUGUUCCUGUUCCGUUCGGCGCAAUAUAUACUGCUGUGCAUCAUCUUGUGAGUGGUACUCCAGUUUUGUCUUGGUUAAAACCUCAAGUUUCUGCUCAAGACCUGAUGGAUCCAGAGUUAUAUGAAAAGCUUAUCUUAAACAACUUUGGUACUGUCCCUGCUAAGCUUCUCUUGCAGCUAGCAACAGUCUUCCAGGAGGGUGGUUUACGUGACAGGAGUGGGACUUUCUUUUACAAGGAACAUCUAUGCAAAAGCAAUGUCCCAAUCUUGGCCCUUGGAGGAGAUCAAGACCUAAUAUGUCCUCCUGAAGCCGUUUAUGAAACAGUGAAGGUAAUUCCUGAGCAAUUGGUUACCUUCAAAGUUCUUGGAGAACUUGGCGGUCCUCAUUAUGCACACUACGAUUUGGUUGGAGGUCGCGGGGCAGCAGGAGUGUAUCCACACAUUAUUGAGUUUCUCAAUCGUCAUGACAGGGCUUGAUUUCUUCGUCUUUUAAAUCAUCUACUCCUAAAGAAAGGCAACCAUAUGAAGAAUCCCCAAAAGGAGGUCAAAAUGGCUGUUGAUAUGCACACAUAGUUGUAAGGGAUGUAAUUUGUAUCAAAAUGGCUGUUGAUAUGUACACAUAGUUGUAAGGGAUGUAAUUUAUACAACAAAAGCUUACUAAAUCGUAGGCCAACUUGGUUUUAAGUGUUGGUAUUGUAAGCUGUAAAAAGUGAUGAGUAAAGGUGAGAAAACUAGGAAGUUCAUUAUC